Messenger RNA from Leptosia nina, 1521 nucleotides. NCBI's taxonomy places the organism in Eukaryota, Metazoa, Arthropoda, Insecta, Lepidoptera, Pieridae. The record is from the annotation of a GenBank genome assembly.
AUGGCAUUAUCGCACCAGUGGUUCAUACAGUGGUCUUCGCCUUCUUUAGUGUUCACUGAUAUCAACGCACAGUAUAAAAAUGUUAAUCAAUAUUUGUACAAUCGCGAUGUACAUACGCAAAAUGUUAUACCGAAAUAUUAUCGGAACAGUGAGUAUUACAAGAAUUACGACUACCAGAGGAAUGAUUAUCAAAAUGUAUUGAAGAAGAACAGAAGACAAGAGAAAAGUCGCUACAGUGGCGUAACUCUAUGGCUUGCUAUGCUAGGAUUGGCAAGCACACAGUCUAUCCCUGCAGAUUUGGAAACUCCACCAUUCAGCACUCUAUACAAAUGGAAAUAUAUGGAUUUCGAAUUUCCAUCAGAAUCCCAUAGACAAGAUGCGAUAAUUUCACGAAAAUAUGUGCCUGAAAACGUACUACCACUGGGUUUGGAAAUCUGGGGUUCCCGCGUAUGGGUGACGCUGCCUAAUUGGAAGGAAGGUGUCCCGGCCACAUUGGCGACGGUCUCUCGAACGGGGGGCAUAGCCUCCCCCCUUCUUGUGCCAUAUCCUGAUUGGAGUUAUCAUAGAGCUUACAAUGAACCAAACAAAUGCUUAGGAAUGACAUCAGUGUUUCGGGUGAACAUUGACCAAUGUGGAAGAUUAUGGGUUCUGGAUUCGGGACAAAUAGACUCAACGGACAGCCCCAAGCAAAUCUGCCCACCAAGUAUAAUGGUGUUCGAUCUACGUACGGACGCUUUAAUAGCACGCCAUUACAUACCUAAAAAGUAUGUGCUACAAGAUUCCUUAUUCUCUAACAUAAUAGUCGAUUCAAGCGCGUCAGAUUGUUCAGAUCUGUACGCCUACAUAAGUGACACAUGGAGAUUCGGUCUUCUAGUAUUCCGGGACAGUGAUAAAGAAUUCUGGCGAUUUUCCCACCACCUCUUUUAUCCCGAUCCAUUAGCAUCUAACUUCACCCUCCAUGGCCUCAACUUUCAGUGGUCUGACGGCAUAUUUGGUCUAGCACUGACACCAUCAGACUAUUAUAACAACGAGAGGAUAUUAUUUUUCCACUCUAUGUCCAGUUAUAGAGAAUUUUAUGUGAGGACGUCGGUCCUUCGUGAUCCAUUCCGUGUAAACAAUAGUGCUACAGAGUUUAAUUUGGUGGGGGAGAGUAGAGGGUUAUCUGGACAAUCUUCAGCGUCAGCAAUAGACAGGCGUGGUGUGAUGUUUUAUGGAUUAGUAACACGAGACACUGUAGGAUGCUGGGACACUAAGAAGCCAUACCAAAUGAGUACUACUGGUGUAAUAGCAAUGAACGCGGAGACACUGGUAUUUCCCAAUGAUGUGAAAAUUGAUCAGGAGGAACGUCAGAACGUAUGGGUUAUAUCGAAUAAGUUACCGAUGUUUCAGAACGCCCCAUUGGAUUUGGAUAAUUAUAACUAUAGAAUCUUGUACGCGGAUGCGAUCGAUGCUGUUCGAGGGACAAUCUGCGACCCUAACCUUACCACAGGUCAGGGCUUACACUCAAGGCCAUUGUUGUAA